CGAGCAAGGCAUGGUUGGGUCAUGAAGAGCAAGGUUGGAUUGAGAAUAUAACCCUUCUGCUUUUAUUUUAUAAUUGUUUGUAAACUGUUGUAAACUCUAAACAACAAGUAACAACAAUGAUUUCGAGAUAUAGGAAUUCUGUCUGUAUUUUUGGGAAAUACAUGCAGAAUAAUUUGCCUUUAAUGUUGGGUCCUAUUAAUUACCCAGUUGUUAAUGACCCUUCUCAACAAGUCAGAAAUAUAAAGAAGCAUUUUAAUCCAAAGUAUCGAAAAGAAAGGGCAAUGAAGUUUAUUAAGAUCGAGCUGCCCGAUUUUGAUGAUAGCAACGAGGAGGUGGUGCAGGAGAGAUUUCGAUCACGAUUAAAAAGACAUGGGAUUUUACCUCAGAGAAACUGGCAAGAGAGACCUGUUCUUAUUAGCUCCACACCACAAAUAUUUGAGACUUACGUCGUUCCAGAGGGUGAUGGCAAAUUUUCACCCAUUACUAAAGCAGGUGCGAAACAAAAAGUUGAAUUCAUUGGGAAAAAGAGCAAGUCUUAUUUGGCUAUUAGGAAAAUCAAAUCGUUUGAAGAGGACUUCCAUGUGAAGGCAUUUGCCGAAGAGGCAUUAGAAAUUUAUAAGAAAGCACAUGAAACUUUAGCUGAAAAAGAUGAAGAGAAAUUGUUACAGUAUGUCACGGAGGCAGCGUUUCCUGUCAUGACUCAUAAUAUGGAGCAUAAAACAAUCGUCUGGAAGUUCGUCGAGUCAUUGGAACCAGCGCGUAUCGUCCACGCAAGAGUUACGAACAUCAUAACAAAAGACAAUUUCUUUGCACAGAUCACUGUUCGUUUCCACACACAACAGUAUUUGUGCAUUUACGAUCGAUUCGGACGAGUACUACUAGGGAGUGAGACAGUAAAGAAAGACGUUUUGGAUUAUAUCGUGUUCGAAAAGCACUUGUCUAAUACGUAUGGCACUUGGCGAGUUCACGGUAAGAUCGUGCCAGAUUGGAUGACUCCAGAAGAAAUACCAUCGCUUACUUAUGUAUUACCAGAAGAAAAAGAGCCGGAAUCUCCUACAUCUGUUGAAUCGGUUGCUCAGACAGUAACACCUGAUAGCUUAGAUAAGAAAACUCCCGAAGCAACAACGUAAUAUUUAAUAUAAAUACUUGUGUUAAAAGUUAAGUAAAACGGUUUUAAGUGAG
Ceratina calcarata is the source of this 1182-nucleotide messenger RNA. It is a transcript of the gene mRpL45, whose product is annotated as mitochondrial ribosomal protein L45. Gene Ontology annotation, cellular component: mitochondrion. The record is from RefSeq and is a predicted model, not a curated record. Lineage: Eukaryota; Metazoa; Arthropoda; Insecta; Hymenoptera; Apidae. The coding region runs from base 117 to 1130 and encodes 337 amino acids. The transcript has 6 exons.